AGAGGACGGGGGGGGGGAAGAGAAAUAUAAGGAGAAAAAAAACUAAAAACGACCAAACAUGUUGCCUUCCCAAGAAGCCUCCAAGAUCUACCAUGACAAUUAUAUGCGCAACUCCCGGGCCAUCGGGGUGCUGUGGGCCAUCUUCACCAUCUGCUUUGCCAUAGUCAACGUGGUGGUGUUCAUCCAGCCCUACUGGAUCGGCGACAGCGUCAACACGCCGCAGGCCGGCUACUUCGGCCUCUUCCACUACUGCGUGGGCACCGGGCCGUCGCCCAGCCGGGAGCUCACCUGCGUGGGCAGCUUCUCCGACUUCAGCUCCAUCCCGUCCGGAGCAUUCAAGGCGGCUUCUGUGUUUGUGCUGCUGUCCAUGGUGCUGAUCCUCAGCUGCAUCGCCUGCAUGGCGCUCUUUUUCUUCUGCAACACCUCCACCGUUUACAAGACCUGCGCCUGGAUGCAGCUGCUGUGCGGAGUGUGCCUGGUGCUGGGUUGCAUGAUCUUCCCUGACGGAUGGGACGCAGAGGUGAUCCGGGACAUGUGCGGAGAGCAGACGGGGAAAUACUCCUUAGGCGAUUGCUCUGUACGCUGGGCAUAUAUGCUUGCUAUCAUGGGCAUCCUGGACGCACUCAUCCUCUCCUUCCUGGCCUUCGUCCUGGGUAACCGGCAGACAGACUUCUAUCUUGAUGAUUUGCAGACAGACAACAAAGAUUUUGCUGUGUCAAGGAUUGAGGUGCGGGACAGAAGAGAGCCAAGGUAUGGUGUUCAGCGUCUCCACUGAGGACAACAAUGGCAGUGGACAACUUCUCUUCUCUUCUCUUCUCUUCUCUUCUCUUCUGUUCUCUUCUCUUCUCUUCUUUCCCCACCCCCACUCUCUUCUUCUCUCCAAUGAUCAGGAUAUCACCCAAUCUCAAUGCAGACACCAAGUGUACAGGAUUCUGUAAGAUAAAAAAAUAAAUAAAUAAAUAAAUAAACAAAACAAAACACACACAACUAUAUUUUGAAAAAAAAAAACAUACAAGGUUGUACAGUGCAUUUAACACUCGACUUUCUCAACGAAUUCCUUUAUGAUGAAAAGAUUUACUGUAUUUAAAGUCUUGAUUUGUGUGAGAAACUCAAUCCUUAAGAUGAAGAACCAUAAUGUCCAUUUAUAAUUUUAAGAUGAUUUAUUUAAAAUCUUGCUAUUUAAUGACUUUGAGUUUGUGUGUUGUGUGCAUUCAUAGCUUCAGACGGCAGACACUCCUCGUGCAGUGAUAGAGUCAAGACUUGCAAUACAGCGGCAAGUACAUUAUUAAACACUCACAACACUUCAACAGGGAAUUGUAUGGCUCUUCAUCUAAGGACUUUCAAAUGUGAGGAAUUUAAAGGAGUACCCCAUUGCAGCUUUACAGAACCUCAACAUCUCUGGGAGAUUCUCUACUGUACAUACUGAACAAUGUAAAUAACAUUACUCCUGACACAAACAGCCGACAACAAAACCUCAUCUGACUCUAAUGCAUUCAAGUAUAGUAUUUCUACCCUUGGUUUCAUUGUUCUUCUUGCCCGAAGAGCAUCAGAGUAUGUGCAGAUCCUUUGUGUUUAUAUGACUCCGCGAUACUGAUUUGGUAUAUGAAAGAUGGAAAUAAACUGGAUAUUUUAGAUCAGCCCUGUCUUGCUGAGUGGCAUAUAAAUAACACGACAAAGUCUCAAGUUAUUUUUGCUUUUUGUUUGUCAUUUAACAUUUGUCAUUUUAGAUAUACAGAAAAAAAAUAUCAGGUGAUAUAAGGGUAUAAAGACCAAGGAAGUUUGAGAGAUGAAAAUGUGGUGAUGGAUGGGUCAAACAAACAAGGGACUUUCACCUAGAGGACCAGUGUUUGUGUCCUGUGUUAAGCCAAAAGUCAACAUGACUUAUUUUAACUUAGGUCUGCUAGUUAAAUAGUGAGUAAGUGAGUUUUUCUGCCUAAACAAACUGUGUCUAUGACAACGUAGGUCACAAAUCAUAUAAUGUCUGUUAAAUGACACACAAAAUGUUCUUAAAUGUGCCAUGCUAUUUAUAUGCCAUCCCAUGACAUCAUGCUCCUUCGCUGGAUAUUCCAGAGAAAGGCAGAGGACCAUGAAUCAAAGUGAUCGUGUAGGGCCACAGAAGAAAGAUGCCUCCCUUGCAUCAAAACGGCCUAAAAAUGUGCCCCUUAUUGUAGUAUUUCAACCUACAGUAUGUACUAAAAAUUCAGAUUGCUGAACUUAACUUCCGCUGUAAGUCAGACUUAGAAGUCAUGUUUUUUGUCUAAGUUCAUUGCUUUGUAAUACCCUUUUUUUCAGUGUGCAGUUUACUCCAGUUUAUGGUUCCAGCAUACAGUGAUAGUUUACUCUGCGGUGUCUUAAGACUGUGUGAAUAUGGCUGUAUGAGUCGGCCUUCUCUCAGUGGGAAGCCCCAAGUGCUGCAUUGUCUUAAGGUGAUGUCACUUAUAUGCCUCUUUGAAUAAGCAACACUGCUUGUAGUUGGAAUAGGGAUCAUAAGAGGGACAAAAUCACAGCAAAUAUCCCCCAAAUUAAAGUCUCAAAUCACAUCAAAAAUGUUGUUUCUGCAACAUGAAUAUUGGUCAACAAAAUAUACUGGGACUUGGUGUUUGACCAUUUAAUCCUUGCUUCAGUGUUACACAUCACUUUAGAUAUCAAGUGACUUGUAUUGGGCCUCGUGCAGGAACAUUUUAAAAUAUAGCUUUUUGUCAAACGCAUGUAUCAUUUUGGAUUCUGCAAACUUUCCAAGUGCUAUAUAAGGGGACUGCACUGUGCUAUGUCUGAGAUAAAGAUGAUUUGAUAUGAAGCUAAAAACUAAAAAACCUUGCUAAAGUAAAGCAGCCCGUGACUUAGAUGGCAGGCACUUAACGUAGCUUGACCAGAAACCAAUGGGAAGAUAAUACACAGCAACAGCAACCGAAGUUGCCUUACAUAAAUAUGGCAAUCAUAUCAGAAACAUAAAUCCAAAAAUGAGAAAUACUUCCUCACAGUAAAUUGGCUAGCUAACUAUUAAUGAAUGGUGAACAGAACAUUAUUCAUUGACUUUGACAAGAUAUUUCAACUUCAGAUUAUUUAGUCAAAUAAAAGCAUCAUAAUUCAUAAGCCAGUCUACCUGUGGAUCAACGCAGAGCAUUUGUUGGGUGCUGGAACACAAAUGAAUUUCGCUAGAACCACAAAUUCUAAACAUAAUGAAUUCUGUACAAAUGAUUCUUGCAUGAGGCCCGACAAAUACUGGUCCCAACCUAUAAUAUAGCUGCCAUGUGUUGUAGUAACACAGUCCCAGGAGAAAUGCGGAUACGUGAACUCACUCAACAUAAUUUAUGUAGCCACUACCCAGUUUAUUGUUGCUCAAACAGUAAUUUACCUUUAUGUAGCACUCAAGAUAAUGCCAGUGACACUGGCUGUUAACAAAAUACCUAUGACAUUAACAAUGAUCACUGCUACACCAGCAACAUAAAGGUUGAAAUUUAUACAAGAUGUCAGGAUGUUUGAAUCAAGACAACCAUGAGGUGAUUGACUUGACAGACCUGAUUUGUUGUUUUGAUAACCCGUGUUCAUAAAUUUAUGAAAAUGUGCAACUCUGAACUAAAAACUGCUACCAACUCUGCGAGUAUGACAUCACUUGCAGUGGGGAUCUAUGACUCAACAUUAUACCCAUGAGCGCCCCUCUAUGGGCUGUAGCCACAUGCAACAGUGACACUGACUGUCACGAUAUCGUUGACAAGUAUGAGUCUAACGUGAUAAGUUGUGGUUGCACCAUGGGGCUGUCAUCCCUCUCAGAGCAGAAUGUCUAGGCUGUAAGUGAACCUCCUUAGGCACCAAACUGGGGUUGAGUCGAGAAGGGAAUAAAAUUAGUUGUUAAAAAAAUAAUAAAUCACAUGCUAAUUGUUUAGUAUGAGGAAUUAGCAUGCUUUGUGCAUUUGGGGUGGAAGUCAUGAUCAAUACUGUAAACCCUGAGACAGCAUUUUACAUAGCUAAAGCCCAGUUCAGACCAAAGACUCAGGACGAGACAGAACUGUUUUUGGAACGUUAAGAGGAAAGUUGUAGCGGUGUGAACUGGUCUGUCUCAGCUUGACUCAAGUCAUCUGAUGCUUUUAGAACAAACAGCCAAUCAGUGCCUCGCUAUGAAGUCAGCUCAUCAAGUCAGUUAGAAACCGUGCU
Molecule: messenger RNA, 4152 nt
Organism: Scatophagus argus
Lineage: Eukaryota; Metazoa; Chordata; Actinopteri; Scatophagidae
Product: LHFPL tetraspan subfamily member 4 protein-like
Exons: 4
Coding region: 59-775 (238 amino acids)
Biological process (GO): sensory perception of sound; gamma-aminobutyric acid receptor clustering
Cellular component (GO): inhibitory synapse; plasma membrane; postsynaptic membrane
Molecular function (GO): GABA receptor binding
Source: RefSeq, a predicted model, not a curated record